Messenger RNA from Rhagoletis pomonella (apple maggot), 5694 nucleotides. RefSeq lists its product as uncharacterized. The transcript has 2 exons. Bases 492 to 1673 code for a protein of 393 amino acids. NCBI's taxonomy places the organism in Eukaryota, Metazoa, Arthropoda, Insecta, Diptera, Tephritidae. The record is from RefSeq and is a predicted model, not a curated record.
AUCCCUGAUCGAUAAAUGGCAAUUAGUUAUCGAUGUGCGACAGAAAUCUAGGAGCACUAAGCCAUUUGCGAUCUGGAAAUAGAGGGAAACACACGAAAGUGAAAUAAAACUCAUCACCACAUUUUCACUUGUACGUAAUUGCUGGUGUUUUAUUUACCCCCUCACCAGAUCGGGAAUCAACAUUUUUUAUUUCACUUUCGUAACAAGGAAAGUGGCGGAAGUGAGCUGCAUGUUGGGUUAGCUGGACCCCCGCGCGGUGCGCUGCAUUAAGACUACCGAGGCUGUGUAUAGCCCAGCGAGAAUAAUAAGAGGUUUAGCAUCGGUUAGAAGUAGAAGCAAGGUGGAUUUCGGUAAGUGCCUGUGAGUUAUUGAUUUGGCGUUAGGGUUCGUAGUGGGUCGUUACCAUAACCUAAAACUGUGAGUCCAACUUUUGAAAACGUGGAGCGAAGCCAUUUUGUUGGGACCUUCGACACUGAUUCGUUGUUAAUAAAAUGCCUACUACACGUUCGACAACGAGUAAGGAAAGGGAGGGCGAUAGUAACGACGAGCUGAACAAUACUGUUUGUGAGCAUCCGGCAGGAAAUUCGCAAGGGGAGUCGACGAUUGAAAUGAGGCUAAACGAAAUUAUGAUGCAGAUGAAAAGCUUGCAAGACGAGAUGCAACGUAUAAGGCAACCACAAAGCGUUAUUCAGUUAGAAGCGAAUCAAAUAACGAAUACAGUCGAUUCGGAAAGUAUAGGUGUAAUUACUACGGCAUCCAGCGAAGUUGGCCACUCUCAGCACAAUUCCAGCAUGGGGAGAGCACAUAAAUUGUAUGAUUUACCUGAGUUUGAUGGUCGUCCGGAAGAUUGGCCAAUGUUUAAAGAAACGUUUGCGAUGACAACGGCGGAGUAUCAAUAUAGCAAUCCGCAAAAUAUGAUGCGAUUACAAAGGGCGAUAAAAGGAAGGGCUCGCGAAGCUGUUGAAUGUCUGUUGAUUCACAGUAGAAAUGUCCCGCAAAUUAUGAGCACCCUGCAGGAAUGUUUUGGAAGGCCUGAGUUGUUGGUGAAAAGUCAAAUAAGCCGAAUAAGAAGCAUUGCGCCGAUAUCUGAGAACAGGAUAGAGCAGCUAAUAACCUUUGCAACAAAAGUUCAAAAUUUGUCGUCAUUUCUCCAAGCAGCUGAGUGUGACCAUCACCUUUCGAAUCCGACACUUAUGGAAGAGCCUUUGAUGAAGUUACCCGUGCAAAGACGAAUAGAAUGGGCACGACAUACAGCAUCAAUCGUUCCAAGGCCAACUAUUUGUCAUUUUAGCACUUGGUUGCAGGAGCUUUCUAGAAUCGUGAGUACUGCGUGUUCGUUUUCGAGCUUAGAGCCACGUCCAAAUAGGGUCGAGGGGCGUACUAGAUUUUUUUAUGCAAAUGAAACUAACGCUAGCAGUAACAGAAACGAUAGGUGUGAUGCUUGUUCUGAGAAGCAUACGCUCAGCAAGUGUAAUAAGUUUUUAGGCAUGAAUUAUGUUGAAAGAUGGCGGUUGGCUCGUAGCAAAAAAGUUUGUUUUAAUUGUUUAAAGGGUCACCAUCGUAGUAAUGCUUGCACGGAACAGCAUGAAUGCAAUAAUAGUGGGUGCACGCGUAGAGUCCAUAGUUUGCUUCAUGAGACACAUGAGAGAAAUCGUUGGCAGCGGAACAAUUAGGCGAUGCAACAGACACCGCAAGUAGGAUUGCAGAAAGAAGCAGAGCAGCAACAACAAUUAGAGCCGCAGUCUCAACAGGUAUUUACGAGCACAAUUGGGUUCAGUCCACUGAUGAAACUUAUUUUUAAAUACUGCCAGUGGUACUAUAUGCUAAGGGGAAAGAAAUUAAAACGUUUGCAUUCUUGGAUGAGGGUUCAGCGAUAUCCUUGAUUAACUGCGAUUUGGCAAGGCGUCUCGGCUUAGAAGGAAAAAGCGAAACGUUGACAUUGCAGUGGUUUUAAAAUGCGACCGUAACAGAAGUCUCCCAGCGAGUAGACAUGCAUAUUUCAGGUAUCGGGAAGAACCGAAAGAGAUUUUUAAUGCAAAAUGUUAGAACGGUAUCUAAUUUAAAGUUGCCAAAACAAACAAUUAAUUUUACAGACUUGCAUUACAAACAUCGAAAUUUGACGGUUAGUCAGUACGCUAACGCAGUGCCCGAGUUGCUGAUUGGUUUAGACAACGCGCAUUUAGGAAUUCCUAAACGAACGGCUAAUGAUGGGAGCCGAGGGUAUGCAGUUGUGCUAACGAAAUUAGGAUGGGUCGUUUAUGGAGCAAGAGGCAUGCAAUCGACCAAGGACCAUCAAUACACGUUUUUCGCGAAUAUAGGGGACAAUCAGGAUGACAUGGAAAGGCUGGUGAACGACUAUAUCGUAAACGAAAACAUGUACGUAAAGGAUGUGCAGUAUGUUGCAGAGGCGACGGAAAUCAGUAAGGCGAAGCGCAUACUUGAAGCUACAACUAAGCGAGUUGACGAGUCACGGUUUGAAACAGGCUUGCUAUGGAAAAACGAAAACAUUGAGUUACCAGAUAGUCGGAAAAUGGCCGAACAGAGGUUUUAUAUGUUAGAAAAAAAGUUUGAGAACGAUGUCAACUUGAAGAACGCUUACACUCAAAUUAUGGCACAGUACGAAAAAAAGAGUUACUCACGAAAGCUAACCAAAACUGAAGCUGCUGAAGAAGAGUAUCGCACUUGGUAUUUACCUCACUUCGGAGUACAUAACCCCAACAAGCCUGGUAAAUUGCGAUUGUCUUCGAUGCUGCAGCGAGAGUACAGACGGUGUCCUUAAACUCAGUAUUAAUGUGCGGACCAGACUUAACGCAGCCAUUAGCAGCUGUAUUGAUGAAGUUUAGACAAAAGCCAGUAGGAGUAUGUGCGGACAUCACCGAAAUGUUCCACCAGGUGAUGAUUCGAAAAGAAGAUCAGCAAGCGCAGCGUUUUCUCUGGAGGACUCAAAGAGAUAAGCCAUUGGAGGUGUAUGCGAUGAGCGUUAUGAUAUUCGGAGCAACCUGCUCACCUUGUUCAGCACAAUUCGUAAAAAUUAAAAACGCGGAAGGUUUUAGAAAACAAUUCCCGAAGUAGUAGCUGCCAUAAUUGAGAACCACUAUGUCGACGACUUUGUGCAUUGUUUCUCUAGUGAAAAGGAGGCGUUCAACAUAACUAAACGAGUUGUAGAAAUUCAUAAAAAUGGAGGUUUCGAAUUGCGAGGAUUCGCCUCCAAUUCCAAACUCAUUACGAAUAUGAACGAAAGUGAAACCAUGUCAUCCAUCGUUAAUCUUGACAGAGAUAAUGCGGAUUUAUUCCAAAAGGUACGCGGUAUGUAUUGGGAUACCGACAACGACGUCUUCAAGUUCGUCCUAUCGUUUGGUUAAGUGGAUCCUGCUCUAUUGAAAGGAGAUAGAAGGCCAACGAAACGCGAGGUGCUAAAAACCACUAUGUCACUAUUUGAUCCCUUUGGAAUAGCAGCCGGUUAUACACUGGAGGCUAAGUUAAUACUGCAAGCUAUUUGGCGUGAGCGUACGGAAUGGGAUGAACAUAUAUCAUGUGGCGUGUAUGAAAGCUGGAAGAGUUGGUUACGGCUGUUGAAGGAGCUUGCGCAAAUAAGCAUUCGUCGUUGCUAUGGUACUUUCUUCUCAGAUGCAAGUGAAGCAGCUUACGCAGCAGUCGCAUAUUGGAGGAUUCCAACGGAGUUAGGUAACGCUUCAUUGCGGGGAAAACUAAAUGUGCACCUCUUAAGUUGGUAUCGGUGCCACGGCUGGAGCUACAGUCAGCAGUGCUUGCAACACGUCUCAAGCAAAGCCUAGUAAGUUACCACAAUUAUAAACCGGCUAGAGUAUUCAUGUGGAGCGAUUCGAAGACGGUCAUAUCUUGGAUCAAAUCAGAUUAUAGACGCUAUAAGGCCUAUGUCGCGCACAGGGUGAAUGAAAUUCUGGAAGGGAGUAGCAUUAGCGAAUGGAGGUGGCUACCUAGUGCGACAAAUCCGGCUGACUUUGGCACACGGCGAAAGAACGUAAAACGCGAAUCGUUUUGGAUAAGUGGCCCGAAAUUCCUUACGCAGGACGAAUCAAAUUGGCCUCCGAAUGAAACAUGCCAUAAUACUGAUCUAGAAAUACGCAGCAAAUAUCCAACCAUUUUAAUAAGAAAUGUUUUUACACCUUUUAAAAAAUUUUCAUCACUUAUUCGCUUAAAAAUAGUAGCCUGGGUCCUCCGGUUCCUGGGUAAUUGCCUAAAAGAUUAAGUGAGACAUAUUUAUGGAGUCCUACGCAUUAACGAGCUAAGACGAGCUGAAGAGGUAAUAUUUCGAAGAACGCAAAUGGAAGCCUUCCCUGAGGAAUAUGGUGCACUGAGGGAGGGAAACCCAAUAAAGAAGAGCAGUGCGUUACUAACAUUUAGUCCGUAUAUAGAUGGUGUUGGGUUGAUGCGAGUAGGAGGGCGAAUAGAUGCGGCUGAAGCAGUUCCCCUAUAUACACGACGUCCUGUUAUCUUACCGAGAGAACACUACGUAACUCAACUAGUAAUCGAUUUUUACCAUAGACUGUGGAAGCAUCAGAACGAGAGUUUAAUAGUAGAAAUACGGCGGAAGUAUUGUAUACCACGAAUUAGAACAGAAGUGCGACGUGCUGGAAAAAGGUGGCAGGUCUGCAAAAACACAAGAACAGCCCCUUCUCCGCCGUUGAUGGGCCAAUUGCCGUUGGAUCGUCUAACUCCGUUUGUUAGACCUUUUUCGUAUGCGGUCUGGAUUAUAUGGGACCGUUCAAAAUAGUCAUAGGGCGACGUAGUGAGAAGCGAUGGAUUGCACUUUUCACGUGCCUGACAAUACGCGCCAUCCACUUGGAGGUCGCCAAAGAUCUUUCCACAGACAGCUGCUUAAUGUGCAUCCGUAACUUUAUGAAUGGACGAGGAAUACCUAUUCGAAUACGCACGAAUAAUGCAACGAAUUUCGUUGGUGCAGAUAAUGAACUAAAAUGGCAACGCAUACAGUUCGACAAUGAUAAAAUUUCUGAUGCACUUUCGACCAAAAAUAUCGAAUGGAUCUUCAACUGUCCUCUAAAUCCCCAUGCUGGUGGGUGUUAGAAGCGUCUAGUUCGCAGUGUGAAGAGAGGCAUUGGUCACCCGCUCUAUAAUGAAAAUCUACAGGAGCACACGCUAUACAGUCUCAUGUGCGAAGCUGAAAAUAUUGUGAACUCGAGGCCACUGACUCACAUUCCCCUUGAUAGUCCCACUGUUGAACCACUAACCCCGAAUCACUUUCUCAUAGGUACCCCAAAUACUGAGCAGACACCGCACCCUCAUGAUGAAAAACAUCGAGCUACCCGGAAGCAGUGGCAUAGAGUGCAGCAAAUGCAGCAACGGUUCUGGAGGAAGUGGAUGACGGAAUAUCUUCCUGACUUUACGCGCAGACCGAAAUGGCAUCAACCCGUAAAACCACUGGAAGUCGAUAACCUUGUUCUCGUAUGCGACCAGAAUACCCAUCGUUCAAUGUGGCCCUUGGGUCGCAUUACCAAAGUGUUUCCUGGGAAGGAUGGCCAAGUAAGAGCAGCGGAAAUACGAACGUCGACCGGUAUAAUCAAACGCCCGGCCUGUAUCCUAGCCAAAUUAGAAGUUGGUGAAUCUGGGUAGAUUCACGGGGGCGGGGAUGUUGGCUUUCAUAUAAACUGUGUAGUAUUGUUUUUGAUGUGAACCUUGGGUAAUACCGUCCUUUUA